CCGUCCCCUUUAAUAAACUUAUCAAGUAGUAUAUACAGCUAAUACGAGUCCCAAAUCCAACGCAAACAACUCAGUUAGCUAGCUUCUCUACAAUCAAAAGAUUUAGCAAGAAAGUGAGAAUGACAAAAACAGAGCUUGUGCUAAUCCCAUCCCCUGCAACAGGCCACUUAGUCUCAACCAUUGAAUUUGCCAAGCUCAUUAUCAAACAUGAUCAACGUAUAUCAAUUCUAGUCAUCAUCUUUCACAUGCCAAUCCAUAGUUCCACCAACGUCGAUGCUUAUAUCGAGUCUCAGUCCCAUAAAAUUGAUUCCAACCGCAUUACCUUCCUCACUCUGCCGCCCCUCUCCAACCCACCCGAUCCCGCUUCGAGCAACUUCUUUUACGACAUUGUCGACCUCCAUAAGCCUCUCAUCAAGCAUUCCCUCGUCAGUCGCUCGACAAAACCUGCUGCCUUUGUACUUGAUCUCGUGUGUGUCAACUUGAUUGACAUAGCCAAAGAAUUUGAAGCAUCUUCUUACAUUUACUUCACUUCUGGGACAUCCCUCUUGAAUGUCAUGUUCCAUCUCCAAAAACUCCUUGAUGACAAGGGGUUUAAUGUUGCUACCGAGUUUUGUAACUCGGGAGAUGCCGAGUUAGAUAUACCCGGGUUUAGGAAUCGUGUGCCUGCUAAAGUAUUGCCGUUGUUGCUUUUCGAUAAGGGUAGUGGACGUUCCGGGUUACUUCAUCAUUUCGCAAGGAGGUUUCGAGAAACCAAAGGAAUUCUAGUCAAUACUUUCAUGGAGUUAGAACCUUCUAUUAUUCAGAGUUUGCAUAAUGACAUUCCAACUAUAUACCCCGUGGGACCUGUUCUAGCUCUCGAUGAACACAUUCGAAGUGGUACUAGAGAAGAGGAUCGAGACUCGAUUAUUCGAUGGUUGGAUGAUCAACCUUCCUCCUCGGUGGUGUACCUAUGCUUCGGGAGCAUGGGAAGCUUCGAUGAGGAGCAAGUGAAGGAGAUUGCCAAUGGGUUAGAUCGUUGCGGCCACCGAUUCUUGUGGUGCCUACGAAGGCCAUCAUCUGAGAACAAGUAUGUUCUUCCUAGUGAGGAUGGGACUUUUAAGGAUGCCCUACCUCCAGGUUUUUUAGACCGGACGGCUCCUAGAGGCAAAAUAAUUGGGUGGGCGCCACAAGCUCGGGUACUCGACCAUCGAGCUGUUGGUGGAUUUCUGUCGCAUUGUGGGUGGAACUCGAUAGUAGAAAGCAUAUGGUUUGGAGUACCAAUUGGCACAUGGCCGAUGCACUCAGAGCAACAACUAAAUGCCUUUCAACUAUUAAAGGAACUCGAACUAGCAGUGGAGAUUAGGAUGGAUUAUCAAAGGAACUUAAUGGAGCAAGAUGCAAAUUUUAGGGUAACAGCUGAAGAGGUGGAAAAUGGUGUUAAAAAAUUAAUGAGUAUAGAUGAGACAAUGAGAGGUAAAUUACAAGAGAUGAAGAACAUAAGUAGGAAGGUUUUGAAAUAUGGUGGAUCUUCUCAUAAUUCGCUGACUAAUUUUAUCAGCCAAGUUUCAUCAUGUGAUUUGUGAAGUGUUAACUAUUGAUUGAAUUUGGCACUAAUGUUCAAGUGUAAUUUAGUCCAAUUUUAUUGCAUCAUCUAGUGUAUGUAUCACUUAAUAAUACGAGUCCUAUUGAUUUA
Messenger RNA from Beta vulgaris subsp. vulgaris (sugar beet), 1672 nucleotides. Its product is annotated as anthocyanidin 3-O-glucosyltransferase 2. Gene Ontology annotation, molecular function: UDP-glycosyltransferase activity. The record is from RefSeq and is a predicted model, not a curated record. The transcript has 2 exons. Lineage: Eukaryota; Viridiplantae; Streptophyta; Magnoliopsida; Caryophyllales; Amaranthaceae. The coding region runs from base 120 to 1562 and encodes 480 amino acids.